Molecule: messenger RNA, 1881 nt
Organism: Ipomoea nil (Japanese morning glory)
Lineage: Eukaryota; Viridiplantae; Streptophyta; Magnoliopsida; Solanales; Convolvulaceae
Product: protein kinase 2B, chloroplastic-like
Exons: 5
Coding region: 312-1589 (425 amino acids)
Biological process (GO): protein phosphorylation
Molecular function (GO): protein kinase activity; ATP binding
Source: RefSeq, a predicted model, not a curated record
GCCAUUUCUUUGUGUCCUUCACUGCCCCUUUUCUUUCCUUGUUGUGUUUGCCCACGUUUUCUUUUAAUUUCUUUAAACCCAUAUUUUUUUUUUCUUCCAUUGCUGUUCUAUUACCAAACGUCUCAAGAAAUCUAGCUAGCUGACUAGUACUCCUUCCUUAUCUUCACACCUAGAUAUUUAUGUAUAUAUGCUUAUAUUCUCUAGUUUCAGGCGUUUCCCCAGCAAGAUCCUUGAUUCCUUGCAAUCUUUAGUAGUAUUAUUAUUUUUCUCCUUGAAGCCCUGAUUUUUGUUGGUGGAUUUGGUUUAUCUUGAUGGGUAAUUGCUUUGGUUCUUCAGCGAGAGUUGAUGCCACUCUGAGCUCCCACGCCCCUUCUGUAGCUUCUGAAGCCUCGAAAGUUCCCAGCAAAGCGAGCAGCUUUUCUGUUCCUUCUACCUUAAGUAUUCCGUCUUAUAGUAGAAGAAGCAGUGUGGACAGCUUUCCUACACCGCGAUCUGAAGGCGAAAUAUUACCGUCCCCUAAUGUUAAACCCUUCACAUUUCACGAGCUCAAGAGUGCGACCCGAAACUUUAGACCCGAUAGUCUUCUAGGGGAAGGAGGGUUCGGUUAUGUUUUCAAAGGAUGGAUUGACGAGCAUUCUCUUACCCCUACAAGACCCGGAUUCGGGAUGGUCAUCGCGGUGAAAAAGUUGAAACCGGAAGGUUUUCAGGGUCAUAAAGAAUGGCUGACCGAAGUUAAUUAUCUCGGGCAACUUCAUCAUCCAAACCUCGUUAAACUUAUUGGAUACUCCUCGGAUGGUGACAACCGGCUCUUGGUGUACGAGUUCAUGCCUAAAGGCAGCUUGGAAAAUCAUCUUUUUAGAAGAGGGUCGCAGCCUCUGACUUGGGCUACGAGGAUCAAGGUAGCUAUCGGUGCUGCAAGAGGGCUUGCGUUCUUGCACGAUGCUAAAGAACCAGUUAUAUAUCGCGAUUUCAAGGCAUCUAACAUUCUUUUAGACGCGGAAUUUAAUGCCAAGUUGUCGGAUUUCGGUUUGGCUAAGGCGGGGCCCACUGGCGACCGCACUCACGUGUCUACGCAAGUAGUGGGCACGCACGGCUACGCAGCGCCCGAAUACGUCGCUACGGGCCGGUUGACUGCGAAGAGCGACGUUUACAGCUUCGGGGUCGUGCUGCUCGAGCUACUAUCCGGGCGUCGUGCCGUUGACAAAACGAAGCUCGGUGUGGAGCAGCAUCUCGUGGAUUGGGCAAAACCGUAUUUGGGCGACAAGCGGAGGCUAUUCCGGAUUAUGGACACGAAACUCGAGGGCCAGUACCCUCAGAAAGGCGCACUCAAAGCCGCAAACCUCGCCCUGCAAUGUCUGAGCACCGAGCACAAACUCAGGCCCCGCAUGUCCGAAGUUCUGGCCGAGCUCGAGCAACUCCAAGCGCCAAAGGGCUCGUCCAAACUCCAGCAGCCCGAGCAUCAAGGCGCUCCUCCCGCCCGCGUUAGAACGGCAGCAGCAGCGGUGAAGCAUCACCACUCCCCUCGGAACACGACGCCCCCCCACCCGUCUCCUCUGCCUUCCCACAAGAAGUCGCCACAAGUAAGAUAAGCGCUAUCCCGCCCCACUAUAGGACAGUUUAGGGCGGGCCUGCGGGUUUUAGUUCACCUUAGACAAGGCAGAGUGAGUUCCUUUUCCCUAACAUUUCCAUGGAAAUUUUGAAGUACUACUUAGAGCCUAGACAAGUUCAUUGAAACAUUGGAUUGGACAAGGUUGUACUUGGAUGUCUGGAUGGUAGUUGGGCUUAGAGAAUCUGCAUUCUGUUUUUGCUUUGAUCCACAGAAACUAGAGCCCAACUUGUAUUGUGUGUGUGUAUAUAUAUAUUCUCAUAGUUCCUACUUUU